Messenger RNA from Rotaria sp. Silwood2, 396 nucleotides. The record is from the annotation of a GenBank genome assembly. NCBI's taxonomy places the organism in Eukaryota, Metazoa, Rotifera, Eurotatoria, Philodinida, Philodinidae.
AUGGUUCCGUGGAAUUUACGUGUUAGUAUUAUUGAACCAGGAUUUAUGCGAACGCCUAUUAUUCAAGGAAGUCCGAAAUUAUUUGCCGAUUUUUGGGGUCAACUUUCAAAUAAUGUUAAAGAACGAUGGGGAGAAGAUUUUAUUAAAGCUAGAUUAAAUUCCAUUAAAGACAAUGCAUUCUUCAAACAUGCCGAAGAUCCUAUAAAAGUCGUUCGAGCUCUUCAACAUGCUGUUAUGAAUACAGUUCCUCAUAUUCGUUAUCGACCUGGUUGGCAAUCAAGUCUUGUUUUCUUUCCAAUAUCUAAUUUACCAGCUUGGAUGGUUGAUUGGUUUUUGAGUAAAUUAAAUAAAUCAUCUCAUGUUCCUGCAAGCGUUAACAAACAGCAUGAAGAUUAA